Venturia canescens is the source of this 4501-nucleotide messenger RNA. It is a transcript of the gene Mgat2, whose product is annotated as alpha-1,6-mannosyl-glycoprotein 2-beta-N-acetylglucosaminyltransferase. Lineage: Eukaryota; Metazoa; Arthropoda; Insecta; Hymenoptera; Ichneumonidae. The record is from RefSeq and is a predicted model, not a curated record. The transcript is spliced from 10 exons. Gene Ontology annotation, molecular function: alpha-1,6-mannosylglycoprotein 2-beta-N-acetylglucosaminyltransferase activity. Gene Ontology annotation, biological process: oligosaccharide biosynthetic process; protein N-linked glycosylation. Gene Ontology annotation, cellular component: Golgi membrane; Golgi stack. The coding region runs from base 422 to 2083 and encodes 553 amino acids.
CGUCGCGAUGUUUUUCGAGGUUAGGUUCGGGUUCUAGUCAAUUCGGGUCGUUCAGGAGGGCGUUACGUUACAAUACAGUUGAUAUAAAUUCUAUCUUUCGAUGGUUUAUUAAUUACAAUUGUGAAAAGUGCUUCAAAUAUUUCUAUGUCCAAACCGCAUGCCGUUGUAAAAAUACGAGUUUUUUCAUCUUGUCAAACUGCAUGAUUGACCUUAAUGGAAGGCGGCGAUAACCUCGGCGAAGCUUCGAUGUUGCAUAAAUUAAAUGCUUAGGGAUACAACGGGUAAACGUAGACGAAGGAAUGAUCGAUCGGUUACAAACGCACAAAUAAUUCGUUCUGAGAAACGCUUGAACUUUGGAUGAGAAUGGAGGACCGUCCGGUACACUACUUUCUCUCAAGAAUCACCAUCUAGGGAUGUCACUAUGAGAGGAAAACUGAGCGCGUCGGACUUGGAACGUGGACUCGUUAAGCCGUACUCUGUUCCUUCCGUGUAUACAAGAAAAAAGUCUGGCUGCUCCCGAGGUGUUACCGUAGUCGCGGGAGUGAGGUCGGGUCGUGGAACUCUCCUGCGUACCCUCGUCCUCGUUUUUCUCGCGACCUUCCUCUGGCUCCAACUUCACGUGAUAAGUCUCACUGGAAGAAACUCGCAGAGUCAAUCGUCAGCGAACGAGUCUCUCUUCGCUCUCGUGCCUCAGGAACUUCACAGAUUCCUCAAAGAGCGAAGAAAUUCCUCGGCAGUGUCAAACGGAACGUCCGGCACCUUAACGGAUCUUGAAAUAAUUGAAAUAAGAAGAAACAUCAGCCGCCUUAAUUCGGAGCAGAGGGUCUACAACGACGACGCAUUCGGCCCUCUGUCGUCGGAUGCCCCGGUGAUCGUUGUGCAAGUUCACUCGAGACUCACUUAUCUGAGACACGUAAUCGUAUCCUUGGCACAGGCGAGAGGCAUCGAGCAGGCUUUACUCAUAUUCAGUCACGACGUAUGGCAUCCUGACAUCAAUGAUCUCAUUCAGAGCGUCGACUUUUGUCGGGUCAUGCAAAUAUUUUAUCCAUACAGUAUGCAGACCCAUCCCAACACUUUUCCUGGCGAGGAUCCGAACGAUUGUCCACGCAAUAUAGACAAACAACAAGCGGCCAACCUCAAGUGCAUCAAUGCCCAGCAUCCAGAUCUUUACGGGCACUACAGAGAAGCGAAGUUUACUCAGCCAAAGCAUCAUUGGUGGUGGAAGGCGAAUCGUGUAUUCGACCAGUUGGUGGUAACGCGGAAUCAUACGGGUAUGGUGCUUUUUCUAGAAGAGGAUCACUACGUAGCGGAGGAUUUUCUUCACGUUCUGAGGCUCAUGGAACGCACUGCAAAGCACAGCUGCCAACGUUGCAAUGUAUUAUCACUUGGGACAUAUCUCAAAACGUAUAAUUAUUACUCGGAUACCAGAAAGUAUCUCGGGGUCAACGGUGCUCUGCAAAAGGAGCUUUUACGAGGUCUGACGAGGCACGAUGGAUCAACCCAACAGGGUAGCGUUUCGACUUACCAGAACACCCAGACUGUUCAAGCAUCACCUUCAUGGGCUUUUCAACUUUUACCAAGCCUCUACAGUCACUAUCAGAAGGCUGAAGUGAUACCAUGGAUAUCCAGCAAACACAAUAUGGGCAUGGCUUUCAAUCGUAUUACGUGGAACAAAUUGAGAAAAUGUGCUUCGCAAUUUUGCUCAUACGACGAUUACAACUGGGACUGGAGCCUCCAACACGUGGCCCAAACAUGUCUUCCCCCGAGCAAAGGUGCAGGUGCUGUGCCUCGUCUCGAUUCCGGUCUUGUUACGAUGAUGAUGAGAGCACCUAGAGUUUUUCACAUUGGGGAAUGCGGUGUACAUCAUAAAAAGAAUAAUUGCGAAUCAACAGCGGUUAUCGCAAAAGUGCAAAACGUAUUGAAAACUGCACGACCUCAUCUAUUUCCGACGCAGUUGACGCUCACCAUAGCCGGAAUAGCAAAAAAGACGAAGCUCCGGAAAGGCAAUGGCGGCUGGGGCGAUAUUCGCGAUCACGAGCUUUGCUCGAACAUCACGAUAAACCCCGACUUCGCGUUGCCUUAAAAAUAAAUAAAUCAGCGAAACAAAUUCCUCUUCCGAAUGGGAAUCAGAAUGAGAGACAAAGAGUGAGAGAAGAAAAAAAAGAGAGAGAGAAAAUAGAUAAAAACUGUGAAAGAUUUCGUGAUAAUACGUAUGAUAAUGAUUAUAAACGAAAGACUAUUUAGAAUUAUAUAUUACAGAAGUUGAUUAGCUUGGAUCGCGUGUAACAAAACAAAAAACAAAAAAAUCCGAGAAGGCGUUAUAAUCGUAUUAGGAAAUAUAUCUCGUUGGUGCAUUAUUUGCUGACGUUAAUUUUCAGGGUUUGUUUUGAGAAAGAAGAAGAAUUUUAAGGAUGUUCGCAAGUAGUUGAGAGCUGAGCCUAAGUUGUAUAUCUAAAAAGAAGGGAAAGAAAAGAGCCCAUAACGACAUUGCCCACGUUCGUUAAACAUAACGGGGAGAGUAAUGAAAUCGUAUACAAGGAUUUAAAAAAAAAAUCGUUUUAACGAAUCGCUGGGCGAUUCUGUGACUGCUGCUAAGAACCAAAGGUUCAACGAGACUCAUUUGUUAUUUAAUUAUCGUAACUAUUAUAUAUUCGUAGAGUAAUGCAGAACGCCAUUACGAGGAUAACAGUAACAAAUACAUUUUGUGAAAAUGUCUGUUUCGUUUAUUGAUCUCGAUAAGGCGGACGCACACGAGCGAGUUACAAGUUAAGCACUGCAACUACUCGAGGUGUAAUGGAUGAAAGAAGAAAAAACGAGAUUGGACUCUGAUCUCGGUGGGACUAAUUAUAACUCAUAGUUUUAUGAAUAUGCUCAACGUUAAAACUUUUUUAAGCAUCACGAAAGAUAAAAUGAAACAUUUUUUUCACGCGAAAUCGAAGAGUGUUGAGUCGGACAAGACAAUUCGACGAUCUAAUUUCCAAGAUUUUUUCGAAUUGUAAAUUUGCUGAUGGUUAAUACUUAUUUAGCGGUGACAUUUGGAUUUUGAAAUAACAAGAUCUGAACGAUCAUGAUCCGAUUCCAGACCAGGAUCCCAAAUCACAACAUUUUUUCAUAUUUUUUUUUUCAAUCGAAUCUCGCUUUGCGGUAAAAAGGACUAAGCGCAACUCCCCCUUCCUUCGCUCCUUCAGAGUCGUUGAAACAGUGUGCAACAUUCAACACAAAAUUAUGGAAAAUAAAAAGCUUGAUCGAAACAAAAAAAUAACAACGCGCACAUAUUAAUCUAGUAAUACUGUAUAAUGUUAUUCAACGAAUUAAUGAGGUGACAAAAAAAUGGUAUUUUAAUCGUCCGAGCACUCGUGAUGCGCGAUCUCCAAAAAGAAAAAAAGAGCAUUAACCAUUUUUUUUGUCACGCUUAAGGAUUAUGGCCGUCCCAAAUUUUAUAACAUUGUUUCUUUUUGGAAAACAUUCCACAUAAAUUGACGAACAAAAAAUGACACAAAUUUCUGUCGUUUUUUAUUUGAAUGCAGUUUCUAUGAUGAAUAUUGAAAAGAAUAAUUUUUAAACAUUUUUUAUGUGUGAUACCGCAUCCUCUAGAGUUGAGGAGUCGAGCGACGAGUUAAAAAAAAUUGGGAUAACGCUGUAUUUAGAGGAUUGAAGCAACGAAAUAAAUGGUCACUUCUCCCAUGACUAUUUUAGGAGCCAUGAAAACUUUUGCUAGUUUUCAGGAGAUGUGAAUCUUUCGUUUAAUUCUUUUUUCUACCAUCCACAGAAACAUUAUCAUCGCAAUGUACUUCGAAACGUAUGCUUAAUCGCGAUCAAUUUCUGUUCCCUUCGUUCGUCAAUUUAUACGCCAUAAUCAGAAAAACUAGAUCAACCAAUUCAUUUGUUUCUCAAAUAAGAAUUCAAAUUUGAAGUGCUCGACUGGUGCAUUAAAUCCACUGCAUCACAGAAUAAAAUUGAGCGUUGACUUUUUUCGUGUCAAAUGAAAAUGAAAUAAUAAAAAAGACCGAGUUUGCAAUGUAAAAGAAAAAAUAGAUACAAUUACGAGAGAAAUUUGCGUAUAUUUUUGUUCGUUUUUGCACUUUUCCGUAUUGUCACGUGUGGAAAAGUUAUAAAACUAAUAAUCGAAUAAAAAUAUGGAAAUCGUCAGUGAGGAGAAUUUCCAUUGCAAAUUUCGUGUUUUCGAGAAUGAACUUUUGUAAAAAAAAGAAAAAAAAACAACAAUGAACGGCUUAUAAAAACGACAGGAAUAGAAUUAGGGAGAAAAAAAAACAAUAUCAACUAUUAUCCAAAGGCUUGGUAUGUACAUGUAUCAUAGCUAAAGUUGAAAAAUAUUCCAAGAGUGGAGAGAAAGAGAGAAAAAAAACGUUUACGCGAGUUCGUGUACCGUUUCGUUUGCGUAUAACGAGCAACAGCAAUCUCUUAUCUGUGGUAUUCGAUUCCAAUAACGAAAUAAGUGUUUUGUAUCGAAAUAAAAUGGAUGUUCCUUGAACAAAUUAAA